Molecule: messenger RNA, 2442 nt
Organism: Brenthis ino (lesser marbled fritillary)
Lineage: Eukaryota; Metazoa; Arthropoda; Insecta; Lepidoptera; Nymphalidae
Source: the annotation of a GenBank genome assembly
AUGGAUGUAGCUGAUACAUAUGCCACACAAAGUCAAGUUAAAGAUGAUGUUGGAAUCCGGUGCCAAAAAUUGUUUCAAGAUUUCUUAGAAGAGUUUAAAGAAGAUAAUGAGCUGAAAUACGAGAAACAGGCCAAAGAGCUUCGUAAGCCUGAAUUAAGCACAUUAGAAGUUAGUUUUGAUGAUGUGGAGAAGUAUAAUCAGAAUCUUGCCACAACAAUUAUUGAAGAAUAUUACAGAAUAUAUCCAUUUCUUAACCAGGCCAUAUUGAACUAUGUGUUAAGCCUUGCAGAUACUGGUAUGAAAAAAGAUUUACAGGAUAAAGAAUGCUACGUUUCAUUUGUUGAUGUACCCACAAGGCAUAAAGUGAGAGAACUGACCACAGCAAAAAUUGGCACUUUAAUAAGGAUAUCAGGGCAAAUUGUUAGGACUCAUCCAGUGCAUCCCGAGCUUGUUUUGGGUACAUUUGUCUGUUUAGAUUGCCAGACUGUUAUUAAAAAUGUAGAACAACAGUUCAAGUAUACAAUACCAGCGAUAUGUCGGAACCCGGUAUGUGCGAACAGACGCCGUUUCAUGUUGGAUGCAGACAAGUCAGUUUUUGUGGACUUCCAGAAAAUUCGAGUUCAAGAAACCCAAGCAGAACUGCCUCGCGGUUGUAUACCGAGGUCACUCGAAGUUAUAUUGAGAGCAGAAGCAGUUGAAUCUGUACAGGCUGGAGAUCGCUACGAUUUCACAGGAACACUAAUAGUAGUGCCUGACGUUGGCUCACUAUCUUUGCCGGGAGCAAAAGCAGAACUGACCACAAGAACUCGGCAAGGCAAUGAAGGGCAGAUGGAAGGCAUCAAGGGCUUAAAGGCUUUAGGAGUUAGGGAGUUACAUUAUAAAACAGCAUUCCUGGCAUGUAGUGUUCAAGCAACGUCUCGACGCUUCGGCACCGGAGAUUUGGCUACAGAUGACUUGACCACCGAAGAUAUGAGGAAACAGAUGACUGAUAAAGAGUGGGAUAAGGUAUAUGAAAUGUCGCGGGACCGCAAUCUCUACAAUAAUCUCAUCACGAGUCUCUUCCCGAGUAUCCAUGGCAAUAAUGAAGUCAAGCGAGGCAUCUUGUUGAUGUUGUUUGGAGGCGUUGCCAAAACUACUAUUGAAGGCACAACCCUGCGUGGUGAUAUCAACGUGUGCGUGGUGGGCGACCCCAGCACGGCCAAGUCGCAGCUGCUGAAGCAGGUGAGCGAGAUGACGCCGCGCGCCGUGUACACCUCCGGCAAGGCGUCCUCUGCCGCCGGUCUCACCGCUGCCGUUGUCAAGGACGAAGAAUCAUUCGACUUCGUAAUCGAAGCGGGCGCGUUGAUGUUGGCGGACAACGGAGUGUGCUGUAUAGACGAGUUUGACAAGAUGGACCCCGGGGACCAGGUCGCUAUACACGAGGCUAUGGAACAGCAGACGAUUUCCAUAGCAAAGGCCGGUGUGCGUGCAACCCUUAACGCGCGCACGUCUAUCCUAGCAGCCGCAAACCCUAUCGGGGGUCGCUACGACCGCGCCAAGUCUCUGCAACAGAAUGUCGCUCUGAGUGCACCCAUCAUGUCUCGCUUCGAUCUCUUCUUCAUACUCAUCGACGAGACCAGCGAGAUGGUGGACUAUGCGAUCGCUCGUAAGAUUGUGGACCUCCACUGUAAUAAGGAGGAAACAUACGAUUGUGUAUAUACAAGAGAGGAUCUACUCAGAUACAUAGCUUUUGCAAGGUCCUUCAAGCCCAUUAUUACUGAGGAAGCGGGUAAACUCCUUGUGCACUACUACAGCGUGCUGCGCGCGCGUGAGGGCGGCGCGGGCGCUUGGCGCAUCACAGUGCGCCAGCUCGAGUCCAUGCUGCGCCUGGCCGAGGCCAUGGCCAAAAUGCACUGCAGUGGCCAAGUGGCUGAUCAGCACGUGCACGAGGCGUACAGAUUACUAAAUAAAUCAAUAAUUCGUGUGGAGCAGCCAGACAUACAUCUAGACGAAGAGGAUCCGCAAUAUGAACCUAGUAUGGAUGUUGAUCAAGAAAUACCCAAUGGCACAGGUUCCACAGAGAGUCAAGUGAAUAGUGACCAAUCGUCUAAGAAGAAACUGACGCUCUCGUUCGAAGAAUACAAAACAUUGAGUAACAUGCUGGUCGUGUUCAUGAGGAAGGAGGAAGUGGAGGCAGAGACCAAAGGUGAAGAAGGCUCGGGCAUGCGCAAGAGUGCAGUGGUGAGCUGGUACCUGGAGCAGCUCGUGGCUCAGGGGCAGAUAGAGAGUGAGGAUGAGCUGGUGGAGAAGAAGACGCUGUUGGAGAAGGUCAUUGAUCGGCUCAUGUAUCAUGACCAAGUAAUAAUCCCGCUGCAGACGACGGGGCUGAAAUCGAAGUCGUCCGACCAAGAAGUAGAAGACGACCCGUUGCUCGUAGUGCAUCCCAACUAUGUGGUCGACACG